CCCGGGCUGACAGACGCACAUCGCAUCUGCGCAAGAAAAUAAUAUCCAGGAAACGGAAGCUUCACGGGCGAGAUACUGUGCUCAGUGAGGAGGAGUCAUGUUACCCUUCAAGAAUCGAGUGUCGGCCAGGACCAUCAACGCCGUGCUCCUGGUGAUGUGCCUGUGCCUCGGCUUGAUCGUCAUGACCGGAUUCUCGUGCCGCAGCUUCCGGUACGAGGUGCGGAUCUCCGGCAGGCAGGAUUCCCCUCUGAUAGCCUUUGGGCUGUUGGGCGUCUCGUCGCACAGCGAUUCGACGGAAGCGCCCCCUGCCCUGAGAAACCAGGGAAACCCAUCAUCCGCGGGCGCGAAGACUUUCGACCCUACAAUGUUGAUUGGCAAGGAUGAUGUCCACGUUGAGCGACUGGCCAGGUUGGAGGCCACGAUUGCUGGGAUGCGUUACUUUUUGGUGCGUCACAUGUCGGAGUCCUCCGGCAGUGGGAACACCAGCCGAGCAGCUGCGACCCUCGUCAAGGCACGCGAGUACCUCAGGGUUAUGGAGGCAGAUGUAGCAGUUAUCAAAAAGACAGACCAAGCUGUCGACAGAAGUGUGGAAAAAAUGCACAGGCUACGGAACUUCGUCCGGAAAGAAAUUGAACGGCUUCAGAAUCCUGGUGACUGCGAGUCAGCGCCCAAACUACACUGCCUCCUGGACAACCCUUGGGGCUUUGCAGCUGGUGUCCAUGACGUGCUGUGGUGCUUUGUGGCAGCAUUGCAGAUGGGGCGCACGGUGAUUCUCAACAGUACGUCGUGGCACUACGCUCCCGGCGAGAGCGGCUGGUCAGAGGUGUUUCAGCCCAUUGCGGGCCGGCCCUGUAAUGGCGCUGGCACUGAGAACAUGAUCGUCACUGGCUACCCGGGGUAUGAUUCCAGUGUUAAGGAGCGUAGCAAAAUUCUUGACCUGCCCGCGUCUAUAGUGAAAGACUUGGUGGCAAACCAUGGGGAUCCUUAUGCCUGGUGGUAUGGCCAGGUCACGGCCUACAUUCUCCGGCUACAGAAUUCGUCACGACAGCUAAUAGAAGACUUCAAGAAGAAGAACGGCUAUGAGCAUCCUAUUGUAGCGAUGCAUAUUCGGCGCACAGACAAGAAGCGCGAAGCUGCAUACCAUGAUGUGGCCGAGUAUAUGCAGCAUGCCGAAGAGUUCUACAGUGCCCUUGCGCUCAAGGGAGUGGCUGCCAAGAAGCGUGUAUUCAUCGCUACUGAUGACCCUACAGUCAUUAGUGCAAUAAAAUCAAAGUUUCCAACGUACCUGGUUAUCGCGAAUCAACAUUCUGCAAGUGAGGCCUUCAACUUGAAAUCUCGAACGAAAAGCUCGGCCCUGAGUGGGAUGCUCAUCGACAUUCACCUGCUCGCUGAGUCGGACUACCUGGUGUGCGCCUUCUCUUCUGGGUUCUGCCGUGUCGCCUACGAGCUGAUGCAAGCCCGGUAUGCCGAAGCCGGUGCUGACGCAACAGGAAAGGCUGUGUCGGUGGAUGUUGAGUACUUCUACGCGUACGUGCCCUUCCCGCCUCGUCGAACAUUGUACCACAAUGAGCGUGUGUUCGGCAACGAGCUGCAGUGGAAGGCUCCAGGUGCCCUAGUGGAGCGAUCCGAUGCGAUGGCAUCACUGACGGAGGCACGCGAGAAGAUGUAUGCGGACGGUUUUAACACGGGCCGUCUUGUAGGCUCCAAACUAGAUGGCAACAAGAUGGUAUUCCCGCGUUUCAAGACGGUGCGAACAUAUUCCGUUGCACCCUACGCGUCUUUAAACCAGACCCGACAGUAGUCCUGUAUGUACAAAUGAGAAUGGGCGGCGUGCAGAGUGAUCACAUCAACAUGGCUCUUCUCCUCCGAGACUGGGCUGCCUUAGGUUUGCUUUCUCUGUUGAGCGCUAGGUCUAGCUGCCAUGACUCAAUAUGAGGAUGUGCUCUGCCGUGUGCCGUGGCGCUUGCAUUGACACCGGGAAAGAGCUUAAGGCCGAUGUUUUGGAGUAAAGUGUCCUGCAAGGUGGACGUAGCUUUACUCCUGGUAGUGUGGACAAAAACAUGCUGGUAUUGUGGAUUCUGCUGUAUGUUGACAAUGAAUGUAUAGUUUUGGUGCCUAAAGCUGCCGCCUAAGAGUUAUUGUUCACUGGUCGUACUUUCACUGAUACCUGAGAGGAGCUUGACACUGGAAUCACAGUGUGAAGCGUUUUGCAACAUUACACAGAUGUCUCUCACGAGGAGAUGCCUGCGAGUACCGGCUUUGCGAUGCCACGAGUGUUGAUGCAUAAGACCAAUUUCACCGUGAGACGAUGUUCGCUUAGCUGCGAAGGAGCGCUGUGGGAGCAGCACGUGUUGAUUGCGGACCACAAGCGUGCAGUGUGAUACGUUGAGUUAUUGAGGAGCUGGUUGUUUUAGCAUAAGUACGUUUUGUCUUAGUGAAGCCUUUUAGAGUGUGAUUGCGGUGAGUGGAUGGGCCAGUAAGAUUUUAUGAAGACCACGGGUGUUAGUUUUUGCGAUGUAUACACUACUGUAUAUAGUACCGCUACAUUGGGUGGGAGAAUUUCUUUUCACGCGUGUGAGUGCUGGUUGUACAAUUUUGGAAAGAUAUGCAAUUUGCAACAGUAUGAAUGGGAAUGCCUGAUUUGCUUUGCAAGCCAUUGAAUUUUCGUUAUUUAUUUUAUAUGAAAGAAAGAAGCAAUUACUAAAAGCUGCUUAUGUAGUAGCUUGACGUGGUGAUUGCCCAUCGAAGCGAAAGGAACGGACCGUUUACAAGAAAUACGUCCAAGAAGAUUUGUUUGAUUCAUGUUUAUGGAUUUUUUAUACAUUUAAAAAAAGAUACAGUACCUAAAUGUGCCCAGCACCUAAUGAGGCCUCCUGUACCUGCAAUAUCACUUAGCAAGGCGUGUUAUAUACAUAUACCUAAAUAUAUACAAUUUUCGCUUACGGACGACUCCGCCGACGCCGGCACCUGAUGUUCUACGACACGGGGUCCUUAAUUGCGUUAGUAUGGCGUGCACGUUACAAUGGAGGCAAUUGCAUUAUUCACUGCGUAACAUGAAAAGGAGAUGCGUGUUACAAUCAAGGGCACAUUAGAAUGAAGUAUUGAUGCUAUCAUCAUGCCGUGCUGGUGAAGCAGCGUACUGACCACGGCAAGGCAGAGAGGAGACACAAGAAUACCCGACAGUCACCGCUAAAGGGGCCCGUUGUAAUGGAAAUGAAGUUCAGUAAUGUGGACAAUUGUGCGAGUUGGUGACUAAUCACAAUACCGUGUUGGCGAAGCAGCGCACUGACCAGGACAAGGCUGGAACGCUCUUGAGCUAGUUCCAAGUGCCACUUCGAGGAACCGAACCUUUGUUGAAGUGGCUUAUACUGUAAGGAUCGCAAGAUAAUGGACAUGUCUUUGGGCUACUAAGUGCAAGUUAUGAAUGAAAAUUAUUGCUCUUUUUAAUGCAGGCUCCUCAGGCACUGAGUGACAAAUUUGUUGUUAGCACUAUACACAAUACCAUACAAAUGUAUGGUUUAGUCGUUAGAUAAAAAACAUAGAAGACUUGAAGCUCUCAUGUCAUCUGUUACAACGUUAUGGUGAACCAGGCAACGGCAAAGUUACUUCUGGCCAGUCAUUGCCGUAAUGAAUGUCGCCCUUGCCAUAAUUAGCGGGUGCGCUUUUUGUAUGCCCGUUCGCAUCUAUUGGCCAUCGUUUGACGUACAAUACAUAGAGUAGCAAUCUGGAAACUAUAUGCUGAUGUGUGCGCUGCCUGCUGCUGAAUUUCGUGGUGCACCAUUUAGAGGCAGCUGCCUUAGCAUUCAGCCGCAUGACGCCACAUAUCGGUGUUACAUGUGAGGGAAAUAAAUGUGAGGACUCCAUUGAACUGUGGGAAAUAGAAACAGGUAGACUAGAAAGGACAUGAAGAGCGCUAUAUAUAUAUAUAUAUAUAUAUGCUGUGAUUUUUGUAUUGACAAGAAAGUACAUUAGUAGGCUUCGAUUAUGCCUAUACCUUGGAUGCAACACGUGUUGUACACUUGGGCAUUUACUUGUGCCUCUUCAUUUAUUGUUUGUUAGGGAAACGUGUUAUUAUCCGCCGUGGUUGCUAAGUGGCUAUGGUGUUGGGCUGCUAAACACGCGGUUGCGGGAUUGGAUCCGCAUUUUGAAGAGGGCGAAACACAAGAACGCCCGUGUCCCGUGCUUUGCGAGCACGUUAUAGUUCCCCUGGUGGUAAAAAUUUUCCGGAGUCCCCCACUCAACAUCGUACCUCAUAAUAAGAUAGUGGUUUUGGCAAGUAAAACCCCAUAAUUUUUAAUUUUUAGAAGGAGCCAUAGCACCCUUCCCUACUAAAUGACUCUGCUGUUUCGGUGUAGAGUGGUUGUUGACAAGCUUAUAUUUAUUGCGGACUAAAUAUGUGUGCUGGUUAUGAAUUCUAGUCAUAGUGUUACGUUAUGCUGUGCACGUUGUGCUGUUAUUCAUUUAUUGUAGAUAACUGAGUAUAUGUUAUUCACUUAAGUGCGGGUUAUGUCAGCUACAAUUUUCUAUAAGAUGCAUGUUAGUUGUAGGAAUUUACAAAGUUGUGUAUUGGAGGCCUUUGAUUCAUACAAUAUGGCAAUUCGGAGUGUGCAAAAUAUCGUGAGGACAUUUUCAUUUGCUAUUCUUCCAUCGAAAAUUUACAAACUAUUAUAAAAGCGAUGGGGCACAGAAAUUUAUUUCCUCUGAGAAAUGGUAAGUUGAUUGACGGACAUCUAUUGUGAAGAUGACCUACAAUGCGAAGUAGGGCCAAACAAUGAAAUCGUCCUUACCUCAGUAAGGAAGCCUUCAUUGCUGUGAGGCGAUCUUAUGUCACUCUGAAAGCUUCCUUACUGAGAGGCCCUCAGUGAAGGCUUCCUUGGUGCUUCCUCAGCGUAAGGUAGCUCCGAAGCUACCUUGAUGCGUCCUUACGUCGCUCCUGGCCCUGAACGAGUGCUUCAUCUCACUGCUUAGCCAAGUGGCGUUUGCUUGCGCACGCGCGCUCUCGCCUGCCUGCGCAGAAGCGCGAGCACGGUACGUUUUGACAGGCAUGUUCAUUUGAGUCGUACGUUCCCCAUGAGCGGCGUUCCUAGGCGUUGCUAAGCGUUGCAGGACGCCGGCGUGCCAGCGUUGCUGGAGCCCAUAAAGUUUUGCGCUAUGGUGUGGUACUUUUUUACGUUUAGUAAACAAAACUAGAAGAAAGUGUACACGCGUCUCUAUGCUAGCGCUUCAAUUAAAAAAAUUAUGCGAUGAUACAACAUAUCUUUAUUGAAUAAUGGUGUUCGCAUGAAGCUUUAAAGAGAUCCUCUCGAACCCAGGCAUGCGGCAACGGUUCCUUACGUGAGGACGGGCGAAGGAAGCUUUCUGAGUACGCUUGCUUCCUCCAUCGCCUCUCGCUGUAAAGAGGCCUCACGUAAGGUUAGGAAGCGGUCGAAGGAAAGGAACCUUUCAUUGUUUAGGCCAUACUCAAUCAACUGGGCUCAUUUUCAUUUGACGUUUAUACAUAUGCAUGUGUCAUUAACAUGUCCAAGCUGCACCAGAGUGCACAGUAAUGUCGCAUUGUAUUGAUUAGACCUCGCGCGGCAGUUGUUUUAUUUUCUUUUCUGUUUGUGUUUCUGUUAAUUCUGAUUGUUUCGAAUGAACUGAGUGAUAUAUGGUCUGCACUAUCCAAAAACCUAACGGAGCAAUUGACAAUAAGUGACUGAACCAACCUAAAUGUAGACAAGAAUUGUUUGUGAGUUGCAAAAAUGCAUUUCAUCGCACUGUAGAAUAUACUUUCUUACAGCAUAAGUAUGUGAUGGCCACAUGCCUACCUUGCCAUUAUUUCAAUCCUUGCUUUUAGGGUAACAAUUAUGACACUCGCUUUCCUUUUUAAUGUGCAUCAUUCGUAAAGUGAGCCAGUGCUGUGAUAUUUACUGCUCCUGAACUUUCGUUAGCGACAAUUUUGAUGAACUUGUGUAGCUCUUCCUAUAACCAGCCCAAGCGCAGAAAUUUGAAUCUUCAAUGUUGAGACUGCUGCCUCCUGAGCGUUGUUAGCUGAUUGAGACAACACCACUGCUCUUUGCGACAUGAUGCAGACUUGUAAAGUAAACCCAUGUGGAAAUUUCAAAAAUUGUCUUCUCAUUUUGUUACCUGCAAUGCAAACGUUCAAAUCAUCGUGUAUUACAUCCUACCAAACAACCUCAGCUCUGUCACCGCAGUUGUCAGUUCUUGGUCAGAAAGUCAGGGGAGGUCCCUUCUGCUAUGCAUGUUGCAUGUAUUAUCCAUCCCUCUGUGGUCAGUAUAUGCUUCUAUGUGAACCACAGAUAAAUAUGAAAAAUAGGAAAGCCAUUGCCACGACACCAACGAGCGUGCCAAAGUGGGACAGCAGAUAAAGUAGCCAUGGUUUUUAGGUAGCUGACAGUACAAACACAUCUUCGCAAUAAGGGGUCUUUUGGAAAAGUAGCAGGGUUAGAAUUGUGUCAGAGACGGCUAAAAAAAUUAUCUGCUACCGCCUUCCAGGUUGCGAACUACAGGGUGCGUAUUGCAUCACAGGCAAACCAAGAAAGAGCUCUUGAUACGUCUCCUAUACGUCUUGAUACUUCUGGUACGUCUCCGCGUGUAUCUUCGCUUCCACAUCUCUACGUAUCUCAGUCCGAAAAAUAAGCGACUAAGAGAGGCAAUUAUUGUGCGUGUACGCUCAUUCUUAUUGAGGUGCAUUUUUUAAUUUCGCAAUAUAUAAACUAACCUCAUGUGAAGCGCCGGCUGUUAGAUAACUACUUAAUCAUCGACUGAAGUAGCAUUUAUUCAGGGUUCAAGACACGCAGUAGGUAUUGCUUGUCCUGCACAUUUUUUUUUCGCUUUGUGCACUGUCUCCCAAUAAUAUAAAUUGUUCAUAUUUUCUUCAAUGCAUGUGAUAUCGAUUGUUGCGAAGUUAAUAUGCUGCGACGAGUAUUGUAGCAAAGAUAAGGUUGCGUUAUUUAAGCUUGUACUGUUGAAGAAGGUGCCUAAUUCAUUGUUACAAAAUGCAGUGAUGUUCGAUGUGUCUGCUGUUCUGUGGAAAUAAUUUUGUUCAUUCUGUUUACAAGCACCAGCCUUGACUAUGGUGUCGUGUCAUGUGUUACUGCAGCUACUGCGAAGUGUUCUUCGAGGCAUUGUGUGCCGCUGGUUUCACAAUAAAUUUUAAUUAUGACA
This is a messenger RNA of Dermacentor andersoni, 7167 nucleotides long. RefSeq names its product alpha-(1,6)-fucosyltransferase-like. Gene Ontology annotation, biological process: protein N-linked glycosylation. Gene Ontology annotation, molecular function: alpha-(1->6)-fucosyltransferase activity. The record is from RefSeq and is a predicted model, not a curated record. Lineage: Eukaryota; Metazoa; Arthropoda; Arachnida; Ixodida; Ixodidae.